AAGCCCCGGCCACUUUCCCUUUCGCUCUGCGGCCGCUGUCCGCCAGCCCGCUGCGUCCUCGGACCCUCGGCUGCAGCCGCCCGGGCUGAGGCGCCUGCGGAUCCCCCUGCACCAUGCUGGACCCGUCUUCCAGCGAAGAGGAGUCGGACGAGGGGCUGGAAGAAGAGAGCCGCGAUGCGCCGGGGGCGGCCGGCGGCUCCCAGCGAGCAACCCCGGCCGCGGCUCGGGAAGGGCGGCGGGACGCGCCGGGGCGCUCGGGCGGCAGCAGCGGCGCCACCAGACCCGGGAGCCCCAGCCCCUCGGGGCUCAGCGAGGGGCGAGACGAGCCCGAGCGGCAGCUGGACGAGGAGCAGGAGCGCAGGAUCCGCCUGCAGCUCUACGUCUUCGUCGUGCGCUGCAUCGCGUACCCCUUCAAUGCCAAGCAGCCCACGGACAUGGCUCGGCGGCAGCAGAAGCUUAACAAACAACAGUUGCAAUUACUGAAAGAACGGUUCCAGGCCUUCCUUAAUGGGGACACCCAGAUUGUAGCUGAUGAAGCAUUUUGCAAUGCAGUUCGGAGUUACUAUGAGGUUUUUCUGAAGAGUGAUCGAGUGGCCAGAAUGGUGCAAAGCGGAGGAUGCUCUGCCAGUGACUUCAGGGAAGUGUUUAAGAAGAACAUAGAGAAGCGUGUACGCAGCUUGCCAGAAAUUGAUGGCUUGAGCAAAGAAACAGUGCUGAGCUCCUGGAUAGCCAAGUACGAUGCCAUUUACAGGGGGGACGAGGACUUGGGCAAACAGCCCAACAGAAUGACGCUAAGUGCUGUGUCCGAACUUAUUCUGAGCAAAGAACAACUGUAUGAAAUGUUUCAGCAGAUUCUGGGUAUUAAAAAACUAGAACACCAGCUGCUCUAUAACGCAUGUCAGCUGGAUAAUGCAGAUGAACAAGCAGCCCAGAUCAGAAGGGAGCUUGAUGGUCGGCUACAACUGGCAGAGAAAAUGGCAAAGGAAAGAAGAUUCCCCAAAUUCAUAGCAAAAGAAAUGGAGAGUAUGUACAUAGAAGAGUUGAGGUCUUCAGUGAAUUUGUUAAUGGCCAAUUUGGAAAGUCUCCCAGUCUCGAAAGGUGGUCCAGAAUUUAAAUUACAAAAAUUAAAACGUUCACAGAACUCUGCAUUUUUGGACCUGGGAGAUGAGAGUGACAUCCAGCUGUCCAAGUCAGAUGUGGUGCUGUCCUUCACCCUGGAGAUUGUCAUCAUGGAAGUUCAAGGCUUGAAGUCAGUUGCUCCCAAUAGAAUUGUUUACUGCACGAUGGAGGUGGAAGGAGGACAGAAGCUGCAGACAGACCAGGCGGAAGCCUCAAGGCCUCAAUGGGGAACUCAAGGAGACUUCACUACCACCCACCCUCGGCCUGUGGUCAAAGUAAAGCUCUUCACAGAAAGCACUGGGGUGCUGGCCUUGGAGGACAAGGAGCUGGGAAAGGUGAUAUUAUAUCCAACUUCUAAUAGCUCUAAGUCAGCUGAAUUACACCGAAUGAUAGUUCCAAAAAACAGUCAGGACUCUGACUUAAAAAUCAAACUGGCAGUGCGUAUGGAUAAACCGCCACAUAUGAAGCAUAGUGGGUAUCUGUAUGCUGUAGGACAGAAGGUCUGGAAAAGAUGGAAAAAACGUUACUUUGUUCUUGUUCAGGUUAGUCAGUACACUUUUGCUAUGUGCAGUUAUAGAGAAAAAAAAUCUGAACCACAAGAAUUAAUGCAGCUUGAGGGAUACACUGUGGAUUAUACAGAUCCCCACCCAGAUGCAGACCGCCUUCAGAAACAUGGUAUGGAUGAGUUUACUUCUGCCAACCCUUGCAAGCUCGACCACGCCUUCCUUUUCAGAAUACUCCAGAGGCAGACUUUGGAUCACAGACUGAAUGAUUCCUAUUCUUGUUUGGGAUGGUUUAGCCCAGGCCAAGUCUUUGUGUUAGAUGAGUACUGUGCCCGCUAUGGUGUGAGAGGCUGUCACCGACAUCUGUGCUACCUUACAGAGCUGAUGGAACAUUCAGAAAACGGCGCUGUCAUUGACCCGACCCUACUUCAUUACAGCUUUGCGUUCUGUGCAUCUCACGUGCACGGCAACAGGCCUGAUGGAAUCGGAACUGUUUCAAUGGAAGAAAAAGAGAGGUUUGAGGAGAUAAAAGAGAGAUUGUCUUCCCUUUUAGAAAAUCAGAUAAGCCAUUUCAGAUACUGUUUUCCCUUUGGACGACCUGAAGGUGCUCUAAAAGCUACACUUUCAUUACUUGAAAGGGUUUUAAUGAAAGAUAUUGCCACUCCCAUACCAGCAGAAGAGGUGAAGAAAGUGGUCAGAAAAUGCCUCGAAAAAGCUGCCUUGAUCAAUUACACUAGACUCACAGAAUAUGCCAAAAUAGAAGGCCCAGCAGAAAAGGAAACAGAGACCAUGAACCUGGCAACUCCUGCCAGGAAGCUGGAAGAGGUUCUUCAUCUAGCAGAGCUCUGCAUAGAAGUCCUACAGCAGAAUGAAGAGCAUCACGCAGAGGGAAGAGAGGCGUUUGCCUGGUGGCCAGAUUUAUUGGCUGAGCAUGCAGAGAAAUUUUGGGCUUUAUUCACAGUAGAUAUGGAUACUGCACUGGAGGCUCAACCACAAGACUCCUGGGAUAGUUUCCCUCUUUUCCAGCUGCUUAAUAAUUUCCUGAGAAAUGACGCACUUUUGUGUAAUGGAAAAUUUCACAAACACUUGCAAGAGAUCUUUGUGCCCUUGGUUAUCCGCUACGUGGAUCUCAUGGAGUCUUCCAUCGCCCAGUCAGUUCACAGAGGUUUUGAGCAAGAGACAUGGCAGCCUGUCAACAAUGGCUCAGCAACAUCAGAAGAUCUUUUCUGGAAACUUGAUGCCCUGCAAAUGUUUGUCUGUGACCUUCAUUGGCCAGAACAAGAAUUCGCUCAUCACCUAGAACAAAGGCUUAAGCUAAUGGCCAGUGAUAUGAUAGAAGCCUGUGUCAAAAGAACAAGAGCUGCAUUUGAACUCAAGCUGCAGAAAGCAAGCAAAACAACUGACUUGCGCAUUCCUGCGUCCAUGUGCACGAUGUUUAAUGUGCUAGUUGAUGCCAAAAAGCAAAGCACUAAACUCUGUGCCCUGGAUGGAGGACAGGAGUUGGGUUGUCAAUGGCAACAGUACCAUUCAAAAAUAGAUGAUUUGAUUGACAACAAUGUAAAAGAAAUCAUUUCGCUGCUAGUUUCAAAGUUUGUUUCAGUGUUGGAAGGGGUAUUGUCCAAGCUGUCAAGGUAUGAUGAAGGAUCCUUCUUUUCGUCCAUUCUGUCAUUCACUGUGAAAGCAGCAGCAAAGUAUGUUGAUGUUCCUAAGCCUGGAAUGGAUCUGGCAGACACCUAUAUUAUGUUUGUUCGGCAAAACCAGGAUAUUCUUCGAGACAAGGUCAAUGAGGAAAUGUAUAUAGAAAAGCUGUUCGAUCAAUGGUACAGCAAUUCCAUGAAAGUCAUUUGCGUGUGGUUGGCUGAUAGAUUAGACCUCCAGCUUCAUAUUUACCAACUGAAGACUCUCAUCAAGAUUGUGAAGAAAACUUAUAGGGACUUUCGGUUGCAGGGUGUAUUGGAAGGAACGCUGAACAGUAAGACCUAUGACACUCUGCACAGACGCCUCACAGUGGAAGAGGCCACUGCCUCAGUUUCUGAAGGAGGAGGGCUUCAGGGCAUCACGAUGAAAGACAGUGAUGAAGAAGAAGAGGCCUGAUGUCGCACAGUGCUGGCAAGAAAGGAGGACAUCCACACUGGCUUUUGUACUUUGUCCUUGUAAUUAUAUUUGUCUUGACCAAAUAAAAAUGCUUGUAUUUCUUUAAGAAAUAAUUUGAAGUUAGAGUUAAAAGCAGAAAAUGCCAAGUAUUGUUUUAGAAGAUCAUUGAGUUUUGUGUAGCCUGACCUAAGAUGAGCUUUGACUCUGUGAUUGGAACAUGAAUUUUUUUCUUUUUAAAGCAAAUCUGACCUUUUCCCCCCAUGUAAUCACAUCAAAGCAAUGUCCUGUGUGUACAGUGAAAUAUGUAUUUUCCAUACUAUCACAUUGUGAGAAGAAGUCACUUUUGAUCACUGUGCCAACCCUCUUGUACCUUUGUCAAAAUGGCGUGUACCUUACAGUUUAUAAUUUAUGUGCCAGGCUGGUUUUGUAGCUACUUCACCAGUGUUGUGAUGUGCAUUAAAACUUGAACCUUGGUUUUUAUGACCCUGAAAUUGUCCGCAGGUGUAAUCCUGGGCUUACGGGACUACUAGACCCAAAAAUAGACUAGAUUAUCCUGUGGGCUUGUGUCUUGUUCCAAUCUGAGCAUUUAAGUGUAAGAACUUCCAAGACGUGCUUUCAGCAACGUACAUACUCCUACUUCUAAGAGCUUGCUGGCAGUGAAUGCACUUGGUCGUCACAACCUCUGUAUUUAUUAGACUUGUAUAGAUUAAAUGCAGUAAAAGAUGUUUGCAAUACUUCA
Molecule: messenger RNA, 4455 nt
Organism: Octodon degus (degu)
Lineage: Eukaryota; Metazoa; Chordata; Mammalia; Rodentia; Octodontidae
Gene: Cadps2
Product: calcium dependent secretion activator 2
Exons: 29
Coding region: 114-3716 (1200 amino acids)
Biological process (GO): dense core granule exocytosis; synaptic vesicle exocytosis; positive regulation of exocytosis
Cellular component (GO): glutamatergic synapse
Source: RefSeq, a predicted model, not a curated record